GUUCCUUGUUAUCAGUCGUUCAUUUAGUUAGUGUAACACAGGACAGCCAGCUCGGCUCUCUUGGUCUCACGCGAUCCAUUUCACAUUUGAUUUCUAUUUACGUUUCAGUCUUUAACGUAGCCCGGGACGAACAUUAUGGAGGUUGUCAAUCCUUACCUAUGUCGAUAUAAAGGUUAUGUCUUUUCAACAGGAGUUACUACGCCAGAAUACAUCGAUUCGCUCCAAACAUUCGAGAUAAGGGACAGCGAUAUUUUUCUGGUCACCUAUCCAAAAUCAGGCACUAUAUGGACUCAGCAGAUCCUCAUGUUGCUCUGUGAGGCAGACCUCCCAAAUGACGUUGUGUACGCCAACAACCUGGAGACCAUGCCCUGGCUGGAGUACCUCGAUGGGCGCCCCGACUACGCCUUGCGCCCCUCCCCUCGUUUAUUUGCCUCUCACCUCACCCCCGCGCUGAUGCCCCCAGGACUGAAGGGCAAGAAGGCCAAGAUUGUGUAUGUGAUGAGGAACCCAAAGGACAAUGUGGUCUCCUAUUUUCACUUCUGCCAUGCUUGGACCAAACUGGAGACCCCAAAGAGCUUUGAGGACUUCAUGGAGCAGUACCUGGAGGGAGUAGUUGGUGCUGCUUCCUGGUUUGAUCACACCAGGGAAUGGUACUCAAAAAGAGACCAGUACAGCAUCCUGUUCUUGAGGUACGAGGACAUGGUCAAGGAUCUGAGGUCUGAGGUGUUGAAGAUAAGCAAGUUCCUUGGGAAGAACCUGGACGGCUCGGCCAUCGACCGCGUGGUGGAGAGGGCCACCUUCAAGAACAUGAAAAAGGACCCCAAAGCCAACUACGAGUUCCUGCCCCAGGAACUGCUUGAUCGUGAGCAGGGACACUUCCUGCGCAAAGGUACGGUCGGGGACUGGAAGAACACCUUCACAGUGGCCCAGAGCGAGCGGUUUGACCAGGUCUUCCAAGAGAGGAUGCGGGACAUCCCCCUGCAGUUCACAUGGGACAUUCACGAGCAUCCUGAGUAGCAGCCACGGUCCAUUACUUAGUCUUAUUAUCAUCUUCUAAACAAACGGCUGUUUUCCCCCUUAAGUCUUGAAAUUUCUCAUAUGCUGAAAUUGCUGUAAUUGCAUUUAGUGUCCUUUUAAUUUUAAGUUUGAAUGCCAAACUGUGACAUUAAAUAGAAAUCAUCAAUUGAAAGCCUUAAUGUCUGUGUAGGUAAUGGUUGUUGAGGCCUGGCAAUGGAAUUUACAAUUUUGGAGGCAGCACCAGUUUCAAGUGAAGAUCAGUGUGGUAUGACUGGCCUUUUAACAUGGGUGGUAUUUUUACCCGAAGGCAUAGAUUACACGGCUGGUUACACUUAACAGUUUUCGCCUACAACCAUCAGCUGUACACUUAAAAGCAGGAGUAAAUUUCUAUCUUGUAUUGGUAUUCAAUAGCUGAGCUGAAUUCUUUUUUCAUGUUUGAUCUUGUUAAGAAGAGGCUAAAACCAUGAAUCCUCAAUAUCAUUGUGCUUAGUCCUGCAUUUAAGAAACAUAAAUUCUCUUUAAUAAGUACAUUUUUCAGCUUUUAUAUAAGCCAGUCCUCAAUGUGCCUGACCCCCCUUCUACACUUUAACUCGACAUCGCCCAAUCAGGGAAAGCCUCCUCAAGUUCUCCUAGAUAAGUCUUAAUGAUGGCCGCAGGAAAAAGCUUUUAGUGCAUUUUAGAGCCUUGGAGAACAAGGGUCUUCCUCUUUAUUUCAGCGGGGGGUUCCAUGGUUGUGUGACCACAACAUCCAAGUUUUUCCAGCUUGUUUCCUUUUGUUCCUGUUGUGUAGAAACUGGAAGGGAAACUGGAAGUUGGUAAUACUCACAAAUUCUGGUUUAUAGGUCUCUCUAUUUACUGGUAAUUUCAAAUUAAUGUCUGGUCUUGUUUUUUGGAAAUAUAAAUAGUGAGCCUACAUUCAUUAAUUGAUGUAUGAUGUCAAUUCAUUAUUCUAAUUGAUCUGUAUCCUGUUGUUCAUUUAAUAAAAUAAUUUGAUUGUAAGACUUUA
Molecule: messenger RNA, 2023 nt
Organism: Anguilla anguilla (European eel)
Lineage: Eukaryota; Metazoa; Chordata; Actinopteri; Anguilliformes; Anguillidae
Product: amine sulfotransferase-like
Exons: 6
Coding region: 136-1017 (293 amino acids)
Biological process (GO): sulfation
Cellular component (GO): cytoplasm
Molecular function (GO): sulfotransferase activity
Source: RefSeq, a predicted model, not a curated record